Molecule: messenger RNA, 3191 nt
Organism: Vollenhovia emeryi
Lineage: Eukaryota; Metazoa; Arthropoda; Insecta; Hymenoptera; Formicidae
Product: zinc finger protein 184-like
Exons: 7
Coding region: 513-2654 (713 amino acids)
Biological process (GO): regulation of transcription by RNA polymerase II
Cellular component (GO): nucleus
Molecular function (GO): DNA-binding transcription factor activity, RNA polymerase II-specific; RNA polymerase II cis-regulatory region sequence-specific DNA binding
Source: RefSeq, a predicted model, not a curated record
GCGCGACCUUUGCGCCUCGGCUCUUUCCUCGCGCGUUGUUCCCGCCGACGUUUCGCGCUCGCGCCUCCCCGUGCCUCGCGCACUCGCGCCGAAGUACGACUUUGGCCCGCGAGCGAGGGUUCGUCGCGCGAGUAUCCGUCGGCACGUAGGAUGCGCGGCUUCUCCUUAGCAUCGGUCAACAAUUCCCCCUCGCCGGAGCGGAGUGUAUACAUGAUAACGACGCGCCGACGGGCCCGCUGAUUUUCGCGCCGGAUUCGUUUAGUCCCGGCCACGUUAACCCUCUCGUCGCGGGCGCAAUCGGGGCUGGAAAACUGCUACCGCGGGACGAGGCGGCCGCCAGUCCCUUAUAGUCUCCGUAGGAAUUGUUGCUUAAGUCAACGAACAAGUAGACGGCACCGAGGAUUUGUCUCAUUAGAGGAUAGACCGUAAUUGCGGGAUUCGGUUUUCUUCAAAAUUCACGGGCCGAGUGUCGAGAAGAAAAAAAAUUCCCGUUACACGAUCUCUUUGGGAAAAUGGAGCUGUCGUCUGAAAUGCUGGAGAGCUUGGUCAUGGAUAACAAGGACAUUAUGGAGGUGUUGAAAGACGGAAAUGUCAAGCAGAACAUUAUAUUCGAAUCUGAGGUGACCGAGGAUUCCGAGGAGGCGGAAAUAGAGGAGAUCAUAGAGAUAAUUGAGGAGGUUGAGGAGGAGGGUGACGAGACACCGCCAGAUGGCGAUAUCUCGGAUAAGGACAAGUCGGUGGAUGCGGAGGACGUUGAAGUGAUUGAGAAGACAAGGAGAAGUGACAAGGCGACCGAGAAGAACUUGGAGCUUUACAGCUUCGACGAGGAGAGCUCGAUGUUUACGUCGCAGUUAGAAAAGGAGCCAGCCAAGAAUGUCAAGAAUAGCGCGCAGAAAAUCGUUAAGAAACAAGUUAUAAACUACGACGUCGACGAGGAUUGGCAGGACGAGGAGCUGGAGCGCGCGGACGGGUCGGACAAUAAUUCCGAAAUGACGGAUAGUCGCGCGAGCUCUUUGCGGACGCAGACUGACAAGAAGCAUGUAAAUAAUCAAACUGUCGCGCUGAAAUCAACCAAAGUAGAUUUAAAGAUCCACCUGGAUUCUGCGGGAAAAGCGGACAAGGCUCGAGUGGACGGGGCCGGGAACAAAGUAAAUAACGUCGAGGAGGACGACAGCGAGUCGACUCAGGAGAUAGUGAAGAAUACGGAGAACAAUUUGUUGUACACCGUGCUUGGAACAAAGAAGCAAGACUCUGCCACUAAGCAAGAAAAGCUCAGCGACCACUACGUUAGAAUGGAAAGACUUGAGGCAAAUACUGUACCGGUUGAAGGUACUAUUUAUUAUGAAGGCGACAACAUGGAGACGUUGUAUGUAGCGCAAGCCAUCGACGACAAUGAACAGUAUCAAUACGAUAACACGACGAUGGAGCAGGACGAGCAAGUGUCUUGGGAGACAGCAAAUCCUGAGGCUAAUCAAAAUCAAGAGGAGGACAGUUCUCAAGAUCAAAUAUUUUUGCACGAGGACGAGGACGGUCAAUUGUACUUCAAGGAUGCUAACGGCAUUCUGCAACCGGUAUAUCUAACCGAGGACGGAAAUUAUGCGAUUACGGGAAACAACGACGACACUACCGCCAAUAAAGAAACUAAAUCGCAUCAAAACAGCAGCGGAAUCGAAGAGGACACAUUCAUUUUACCCGAUUUAGAACCGAAGUCGUCUUCUAAUAAACAGACAACUAGUAAUGCGGUGUCGUCGUCGUCGUCGCUUCAAGAUUUCGACAAUGAGGACAAUACAGUGACCAUAUCGUUGAUAAUAUCGGAGGAUGAGCAUGGGCAAAAGAGAACUCAAGUCAUUAUACCAACGACAGACAGUCUGAAGUGCGACAUUUGUAAUAAAAGCUUCAAAACGUCUUUCCAGUUACUCAGGCACAACAGACUAAAGCACGCUCGUGAGGAGGAUAUAACCACGAGAAACUUCCCUUGCGAUUCGUGUCCUAAAAGGUAUCCGGAUCAGGGUUCGCUCGCCCGCCACCGGAAAACUCACACCGGCGAUCGACCGUUCCAGUGCUUGGAAUGCCACAAAAAUUUCCCCACGUCCACGGCGCUGCGCCGUCACUUGACGCUACACAACUCUCAAUCACGACCGCUGCCCUGCAUUUACUGCGGUCGGCGGUUCAUGGAUAAGACUAGUCUAGCGAAGCACGAGGAGUCGCAUAUGCCUAACGAGCAACGCAAGUACACGUGCGAUAUAUGUCAGAAGACCUUCCACCACAUAACGGAUCUUAGUAUGCACAAGAAGCACCACGAUCCUGACAAGAAGUUCGAUUGCGAGGUGUGCGGUCGCGAGUUUAACAGGCUGAACAAUCUGCAGAGACACAUGCUGGUACAUCAGCAACAGCAGCAGGGCGGCAAUGAGGAGAUACUUUCCUGCGACGUGUGCGGAAUCACGUACAAAUUUAUGAGCUCGUUAACGAGGCACAUGGUGACCACGCAUAUGAAUCCCGAGAAGCUGCGACAGCAGGCGGAGGAGCAGCGGAGAAAGCGCGAGAACAACUAUCGGAAGUAUCUAGAAAACCGAAAGAUGUACGAAACUCAGAAUUAUGGUACAAAACGUACAAAAUAUAACUUACUCGCCGGAGAUAACGACGAAACAGCCUGACUUAAAUUUCCUUGUUUCCUGGCAGUUUCGUAGGAGCACAACAGUAAGAUUGUAACUUCUGUGAGAAUACUAAUGAAUGUUGGUAACAUAUUUGUAUCAUUGAUAAGAUAAUAUGCAUUUAAUUUAAUAAGUAUAUCAGCAACAUAUUAACUGAGAAAUACAUGUAGGUGUCUUGAUUAGUACAUAAUUAUAUUAUUGAUUAUAAAAUGAUAUAUGAUGUGACAAUGUAUCAUAAGCCAUAAACGACGUAUACACAUAUGUGCACAUACAAUCGUGGUCAUUGCGAGAGAUUUAUAGAGCUUUUGCUCACGGAUAUGUGCAGUGAUGCAUUAUUAGAGCAAAGGAAUGAUAUGUACGAAUAUCUGUGCAAUGAUACAUACGAAUAUUCUGAAAAACUUAUUGUAAAACGUUGGGCAACCUUUCUGACCAUGACCGUACAGAUAUGUAUGUAGAAAGGGAAAAAGAAAGGUAUAGAUUUCCUUAGUCUCGUGCAUGCACCAAAUGACUUGAAAAUAAAAUCGUCUGUACACCUUUUGA